UCGUGAGAGUUAGGAAUUUGGCCUUGAGGCCUCUUGCGGAAGUUGAAAGGAGGUGGAGGUCUGACCGGGUCUCGGGGAUGGGUAAAGGAAGAGCAGGAACAGAGUGCGCCGGCGGAAGCGUAAGAGGUAGGGUUGGAAAUCGUAUCGGACCAAAGGGAGAGACGGACCUGUUUGGACACGUGACCGGAAGUCAGGCGGCGGAGCGCCGCCGGCCGGGGCGAUCCUCGUGACAGAAGAUUGUUUCCGCCCCUUGCUGGAUAUCAGGCCAGCCUUCAUGAAAGCCAGCAGAGAACCGAAGCGCCUCUUUGUAGGCGGCCUCGGACACAGCGUUUCUGAAGCUGACCUCCAGCAGCAGUUCAGCAGAUUCGGAGAAGUUUCUGAUGUGGAGAUCAUUACACGCAAGGAUGACCAAGGAAACCCACAGAAAGUCUUUGCAUAUAUCAACAUCCAAGUAGCAGAAGCAGACCUAAAAAAAUGUAUGUCUGUCUUAAACAAAACCAAAUGGAAAGGUGGAACGUUGCAAAUUCAACUAGCAAAAGAAAGUUUUUUGCACAGAUUGGCCCAAGAGAGAGAAGAAGCAAAAGCCAAAAAAGAAGAAUCAGCAAGAGGCAACAGCAGCUUGCUGGAAAAGAGGGCCAGCAUGGAUUUCCAAGGGAAGGGAGUCCCAGGGACAGAAGUUCCAGGGCACAAAAAUUGGGUUGUGAGUAAAUUUGGACGAGUCUUACCUAUCCUUCAUCUGAAGAAUCAACAAAAACGUAAAAUCAUAAAGUAUGAUCCGUCAAAAUACUGCCACAAUUUAAAGAAGAUAGGGGAAGAUUUCACAAACACCGUACCAGUAUCCAACCUCACUUGGGAAAUGGAAGGAGGAGAUGAUCCAAUGAGUAAAAAACGGCGAGGAGAGUUCUCUGACUUUCACAGCCCUCCCAGGAAGAUGAUAAAAACCCAAAAGAUUGAUAAAUCCAAUGGAUUUACAGCUUUGAGACCACAACCCAGUUUGCUAACAAAGAGUUCACAUUUUGUACAGCAAAAGACCACACAGAAAACACUUCAUGAUUCUGUUACUUCUCCAUCACCCCAGGUCUCAUGUUCUAAUAAUACUCAGAAGAAUCCUAAAAAUCUGUAUCUUGUGAACUCUGGCUUGGAAAUGCCUGCUAACAGAAAUAGUAUGUCUGAUGAUACCGAUUCUGAAGAUGAAUUAAGACUAAUGAUUGCAAGAGAGGAAAACUUGACAAGAACUAUGAAGUCCUAUGCAAAUGAAUCUGAAAAUGAUUCCUUUGAAGUUGUAAAGGAUGAUUUCAAGUCAGAUAUUCAGAACCUUGGUUCAUUCACAGAUUUAGGCGUCAGAAAUGAUAAUGGUAAGGCAAGUGAUUGCGGCUAUGAUUCGGGUGAUACCGACGAAAUCAUCACAAUGAAGAAAACUGCUGGGAAGGUUAAAAGCGAUAAAAAAGUGUCACAAAGGGAAUGCUUUCAAAGGAAAAAUUUUUCAAAAGAGUGUGAGCUUUCUGACCACCAUAAUAAGAAAACAACUCCAAAGAAAACAACAACAACACCAGUAAGAAAAGACCACGAGAAAAGAAACAACAGCAUAGCGCAGGCCUUGAGUCAAGGAGUUAAGCUUCCUGCUUGUGAGUCUCCAUCCAACUGCAGCGGCAGUGACGUCACCGAUUCUAAAUCAGAAUCAGAAACGUCUGCAGGUGAGGAAGAGUAUAAUGCUAUGAUGAAAAACUGUCUCCGUGUGAAUCUCACUUUGGCUGAUUUGCAAGAGAUGGCGGGCAGGGACUCGGAAACUCCAAGAGAGGGUGCUCAGGGCAAUGGCCAGGAAACCACCACCGCACGUAACAGACCCUCCAAAGGCCCGAAGGCUCCCAGUGGUGGCCGCAGAGGCCAACGUUGUGUGAAUCCUGAGGAAAUCGUGGCUUCCCUUUUAGAAGAAGAGAGCAGCUAUGCAGUUCAGAAACCAAAGGAAAACAAUUUCAAGCCAAAAUUCCAGGCUUUCAAGGGAAUUGGCUGUCUCUAUGAGAAGCACUCAGAGAACAAAUCCUUAAAAGAGAGUGUUGCCACGAACAGUAGUAUUAAUAAAGAGUCUUUGAAACUUGAGGGUCCAAGCGACAUUCCCUUGGAAAGAGUGUCCUCAUCUGCUAGCGGCUCACAGAGCGGUGUCGCUCCUUUCCAACAGACAAAGAAGGCAAAUGACCCAGACCAUACUCGGCCUCUGAAGAGACAGUCCAUGUCUCAGAGCCAGGAUCUUAAGACGGUGUCCACUAGCUGCUCGGUAAAGGGAACAGAUAGCCCUGCUGCUGGCCCACAGGCCAAUAGAAAAUCUUUAAGUUCUGGUGCAAAGACUCCUAGGCCUGACUUUGAUAAAGGCUGUUGCCAGAGGACUGCAGAGAUAGGCGGACACACUGAAAAAACCCAUUGUCUAAACAACGGCACAGCCCCUGAGAGAUCGCCAGUGCGCUCCUGCAAGAGAGACGCUCAGGAAAGCAAAACCGAUCCCUUGCCUUGUGCUACUCGUUCACCAGAUGUUAGCGCCACGCAUAAGCAGGCUGACGAUAACCAGAAGCGCUUAGCAGCCUUGGAGGCGAGGCAGAGGGCGAAAGAAGCACAAAAGAAGCUGGUUCAUGACGCCCUGGCCAAUCUGGACGGUCCUGCAGAGGCCAAGCCAAGUCACAUCAUCUUCGGUUCUGACAGUGAAAGUGAAGUGGCAGAGGCCCCGUCACCUCCCAAGCAGACCCAUUCAGGAGAGGAGCCAGCGAAAAAAGCUUUGGGUAAAACCUCGGGAAAGCUGUUUGACAGCAGCGCUGAUGAAGAAUCUGCCUCUGAGGAUGACGAGGAGAGGUUCCGAAUCAAACCUCAGUUUGAGGGCAGAGCAGGACAGAAGCUCAUGAACUUACAGUCUCACUUCGGCACCGAUGAACGAUUUCGUCUGGAUUCCCGAUUUCUGGAAAGUGAGAGUGAAGAGGAGCAAGAAGAAGUAAAUGAAGGGAAAUCUGCUGAGGACGAAGAGCUUGCAGCAGAGAAACUGAAGACCCUGAAUGUUAUGCAGAGUGUCUUACAGAUCAGCUUGAACAAUGCCACAAGCAAAAGCUCGGCUACUGCUAAGAAAUUUAAGGAUGUGAUACGUUAUGAUCCAACAAGGCAAGACCAUGCCACGUAUGAACGAAAGACAGAAGAUAAACCAAAAGAAAGUAAAGCAAAACGGAAGAAGAAAAGGGAGGAAGCCGAAAAGCUACCUGAGGUGUCUAAAGAAAUGUAUUAUAACGUCGCUAAGGAUUUGAAAGAAAUAUUCCAAAGUACCAGAGAUAUCAGUGAAAAGGAGGAGAUCUCGCCCUGCACUGAAGGCGCUGAUGGGGAGAGCGCGAAGGAAGGCCCGGACCCUGCAGCGCUGACAGGCAAGAUGGAGCAGUCCACAGGAUUCACGUUCUCCUUCUUUGACUCAGACACUGAGGAAGUAAAGAAAGACACAUACAGGAUCGAAACAGUGAAGCCUGGGAAACUGGGCUGGCAGGGAGCCUCUCGGUUUCAAGACAGCAGCAGUUCAGAAGAGGAGGAUGGAACUGAGGAUGCUGAGGACGAGAAGCCCAGCGCUGUAGAAACGUCAGUUCCUGAGAAAGAAACCACAAGAUUUUUCUUUUUCUCCAAAACUGAUGAGCGACUUCGGGGGUCUGACUUAUUCUGGAGAGGAGUGGGAAAUGAUAUUAGCCAGAGUUCUUGGGAGGCCAGAACAAGGAGCUUGCAUAUGGAUUGUCGGAAGAAACAUAAAGAUGCCAAGAGGAGAGUGAAAACAAAGUAAUAAGUGACACCAGUGGCUUUGAUGCUGACUUGUAAACUAAUUUCACCUAUGAAAAUUGGUGAUUCGGGGGCCUGAGUCAGGCACUUGCCAUGCACGCGGCCUACCCAUGUUCGAUUCCUGGGCCCUUUGGACCCCUGACUCCUGCUAGGAGAAA
This is a messenger RNA of Sorex araneus (European shrew), 3947 nucleotides long. It is a transcript of the gene NOL8, whose product is annotated as nucleolar protein 8. Gene Ontology annotation, molecular function: RNA binding. Lineage: Eukaryota; Metazoa; Chordata; Mammalia; Eulipotyphla; Soricidae. The transcript is spliced from 17 exons. The coding region runs from base 275 to 3793 and encodes 1172 amino acids. The record is from RefSeq and is a predicted model, not a curated record.